AUGCCAGGCACAGGACGCCCUUUUCCUGCAGGGCAGAAAUGCACGCCAAAGGGGCUUGCAACCACCUCGAACUCGACGGCACUGUACGGUAUCAUUGUGGACGCGCAGGGCGCCCACGCCCACGCCCACGCCCCGAUUCAACGCGUACUCCGAGUGGGUGUGGUGGCAGGCAGGCAGACUAUCCGAGGAGCCAACUUUGCUACGUAUCAACGGGAAAACCCACCCAUCUCCCCUAUUUCCCUCGCCGCUCAGCUACAGUACCUGCCAACUCGUAAGGUUACUCAACCGACUCGAGAUAUCUUCACGGUGCUCGGACGGGUCUUUCUCACACACCGCCUCUUCUGUGCGCAUCCUUCGUCCGCGACGAGGCUAUCAGUGGCUGUAGAAGAGGGGAACACAGGCCACAGCAGUGAAAAGCCCUCGGCGGCCGGCAUUGACCCAGAGCAAGGGCAGCCCACCAGCAAGCUUCCCCUCCCCCUGAAACUCCCACGAUCGUGUACAGUAGAUUUUCUACCUUUCGUGUUGGCAGUGUCUGCAGCCGACCAACGCCUGCAUAUGCACAUGUAG
This is a messenger RNA of Hyaloscypha bicolor E, 567 nucleotides long. RefSeq lists its product as uncharacterized. Lineage: Eukaryota; Fungi; Ascomycota; Leotiomycetes; Helotiales; Hyaloscyphaceae. The transcript has a single exon. The record is from RefSeq and is a predicted model, not a curated record. The coding region runs from base 1 to 567 and encodes 188 amino acids.